Clarias gariepinus (North African catfish) is the source of this 1026-nucleotide messenger RNA. Its product is annotated as free fatty acid receptor 3-like. Gene Ontology annotation, biological process: cellular response to fatty acid; G protein-coupled receptor signaling pathway. The transcript has 2 exons. Gene Ontology annotation, molecular function: G protein-coupled receptor activity. Gene Ontology annotation, cellular component: plasma membrane. Bases 46 to 1026 code for a protein of 326 amino acids. The record is from RefSeq and is a predicted model, not a curated record. NCBI's taxonomy places the organism in Eukaryota, Metazoa, Chordata, Actinopteri, Siluriformes, Clariidae.
UCCCCACGCAGACAAGCAAAGGUAAGAGAGCUCUACAAAUCAACCAUGUACUGGACAAAACCACUUAGCGAUUUGAUACUGACGGUAGACAGCAUUACCCUAAUGAUUGGCCUCCCUGCCAACCUGCUGACUCUCUACACCUUUGUUCGGAGGAUAAAACAACAAGCUAUGCCCCUUGAUGUGAUCCUGCUUAGCCUCACCAUCUCGGACCUGCUCACCCUCAUCUUCCUCCCAAUCCGCAUGAAAGAGGCGGCUGACAUGAAAUGGACCUUGAGUUAUUUCCUGUGUCCUCUGAAGAGAUAUGUCAUGUACACCACCAUCUAUACCAGCACCUUACUUUUAACAGCUAUUAGUGUGGAGCGCUAUCUGGGAGUGGCCUUUCCCAUUAAGUACAAACAAAAACAAAAUCUCCGGAGUGCCACGGUGGCUGCUGUCUUAUUUUGGGUGGUAACCAUGGCCCAUUGUAGCUUUGUCUACAUUGUGCAGCAGUAUGAAAAGAACAAUAAUGACACCCAUGCUGUGCUAUUGUCCAGGAACUCUUGCUACACGAUGUUUAAUGAUAAGCAGUUGAAGAUCAUUUUGCCGUUCCGCCUAGAGUUGUUCAUUGUGCUUUUCUGCAUACCUUUUAUCAUCUGCAGCUUUUGCUAUAUCAGAUUAAUUCUUAUCCUUUCCCGGUUACCUAACUUCAACCCUAAGAAGCGCUGCAGGGCCAUUGGGCUUGCCCUAGUCACGUUCCUGGUCUUCAUCAUUUGCUUCCUGCCUUUUAAUGUGUCUCAUCUGGUGGGUUUUAUUAAAUGGCAUAGCCCCAGCUGGACAGUGUACACUUUGCUACCCAUCACGUUCAAUGCCUGCUUGGAUCCCUUCAUCUUUUAUUUUUCCUCUUCAGCGCUCCGAGAGACUUUUAGUCAAAUCUUAGGGGGACUCGUCAACAGGCUUAAAGUAUCCAGCUUCGGGAGAUUGUUCAAAUGCUCUACAGUUGAGAAGGGAUUACAAAAUUCCAGGGACAGUGUUCAAUUGACUUUCUGA